AGGUCAAAUAUUUGCCUUUGAAUGUGGACUUCCAAAUACACCGGAGCCUCUCACCAGCGACGUCGUAUUAUUGCCGCCCAAGUUCCCUCACGGAGCUACCAAAUUUUGGUCCAACGGUAAAAACUUUGCAGAGAAAUAUUAAGAAAAAGAUUCGUCGGAGCAAUCUGUAAUCUAUACCUCCAUCAUCUUGACAGGACAAAACCUAUAUUUGAAUUAAUAGGAUUGCUCCAUUGAUCGCUUCAGGUGGAAUGAGACCCCGUUUUCUGUUAAAACAAUCCUUUUCUUAGGAAUGUUCUUUUCCCUUUGGCGGUUGAGUCAGCUUUAGUGUUGAUUUAUGAAGUGGGCUGCCAAUGUAUUUGGAAAUUCCGGAUUUCGUGCUGUCUGAUGGGGAAAAUGGGGAUUGCACUGCAAUAUUGUAAAAAGCAGUAGUACCAUCAGGAUAGAGUUCAUGAUUAUGUAUAUUUGCAAGACGGUAGGAUGGAAAAGAAAGAACUCGAUGAGCAUGAUGAAGUUCCUAUUGUGGUCCCUAAAGUUGAUAAAUUUGGAUUUUUGAAGCAGGAAACUAACUCCCCUGAGGGUUUAAAAAGGAGCAAAUCAGCCAUCGAGUUUGAGAGGGAAGAAAGAAGAAUUAGAAAAUGGAGAAAGAUGGUAGGUGUUGGAGGAAGUGAUUGGAAUCAUUAUGUUUGGAGAAAACCUCAUGUUGUUAAAAGGAGAAUAAGAAAAGGAAUUCCUGAUUGUCUAAGAGGACUUGUUUGGCAGUUAAUCUCCGGGAGUCGGGAACUUUUGCUCAUGAAUCCAGGGGUUUAUGAGCAACUAGUGGUAUAUGAGACGUCAGCUUCCGAGAUAGAUAUAAUUCGGGACAUUUCUCGUACAUUUCCUUCUCAUAUUUUCUUCCAACAGCGACAUGGUCCGGGCCAAAGAUCCCUUUAUAAUGUUCUCAAAGCAUACUCUGUAUAUGACAGAGAAGUAGGAUAUGUGCAGGGCAUGGGAUUUGUGGCGGGUCUAUUGCUUCUUUAUAUGAGUGAAGAAGAUGCAUUUUGGUUAUUAGUUGCACUGUUGAAAGGAGCUGUCCAUGCUCCAAUGGAAGGACUGUAUAUGGUCGGAUUGCCUCUUGUACAGCAAUAUCUAUUUCAGCUAGACCAAUUGGUGAAAGAGCACUUACCCAAGUUGGGGGAGCAUUUUGCUAAAGAAAUGAUAAAUCCUAGCAUGUAUGCAAGCCAGUGGUUCAUAACGGUUUUUUCAUACUCGUUUCCAUUCCAUUUAGCUCUUAGGAUUUGGGAUGUCUUUCUAUUUGAGGGUGCUAUAAUCAUCUUUAAAGUUGGGUUGGCCGUACUGAAAUACUGCCAUGACGAUCUGAUAAAGUUACCUUUCGAAAAACUCAUAUAUGCACUACGGAACUUUCCUGCGGACGCCAUGAACCCUGAUAUGUUACUACCAAUGGCUUACUCACUUAAGGUGUCCAAGAGCCUGGACGAAUCGAAGGAGGAGUACAUGAAACAAAACAAGAACCUACCGAAUGAGGUUGGACAGAAGCUGCAGCCAUCUUGAAUGAUGCCGGUGGACCCUUUCUUCACUGAAGCAGAGCAAUCUUGUAACUCAUAUAUAUCAUUCUUUUAUUCUUUCCCUGUCAAUAGUUAGUCCAGUCCUACGGGAAAACUGUACAUAUAUAUGUUGCUUUAGAUGAGCCGGUUUUCCUCGUAGAAGUUUUGGAUGAUUGAUUGAUUUAUUUGACAGUUGAACUAAACUGUCGCUCUGCAUGAUGUCUGAUGCUUAUGUAUUACUAUUUCCCUGGAUGGCGCUUGUAUUUGUGAAGUUAGGGGUGAUCAAUAAAAUUUCAACCAUCAUAACCAA
Messenger RNA from Sesamum indicum (sesame), 1851 nucleotides. The record is from RefSeq and is a predicted model, not a curated record. Lineage: Eukaryota; Viridiplantae; Streptophyta; Magnoliopsida; Lamiales; Pedaliaceae.